Molecule: messenger RNA, 739 nt
Organism: Trifolium pratense (red clover)
Lineage: Eukaryota; Viridiplantae; Streptophyta; Magnoliopsida; Fabales; Fabaceae
Product: pathogenesis-related protein PR-4-like
Exons: 2
Coding region: 202-636 (144 amino acids)
Biological process (GO): defense response to fungus; defense response to bacterium
Molecular function (GO): RNA nuclease activity
Source: RefSeq, a predicted model, not a curated record
UUGCGCGUCCAUGCAUUAAAUAAGUCUCUCAGUUCCAUUGUAAGAAGGAAAAAAAACGGUUCAAAUGCAUUGAUUGUUGAACUUGAGAUUACGUGCAUGCCUAGAACUAGAACAGUGUCGUGUGUCGUCGUUUAUCUCCUCUCAAAGUCUAUAAAUUUGUACACAUACCUCAACAUAUGAAACACACAAAAACCAUAGAAAAUGGAGAGCACACAAAGAGUGUUAAGGUUGUUAGUAUUAUGUUUCCUUAUGGGAACAAUGUUAGUGAGUGGUCAGAGUGCUACCAACGUAAGGGCAACAUACCAUAAUUACAACCCUCAGAAUAUUAAUUGGGAUUACAACAAAGCCAGUGUAUACUGUGCUACAUGGGAUGCUAACCAGCCUUUGUCAUGGCGUAAAAAAUAUGCUUGGACUGCCUUUUGUGGACCUGUUGGUCCUCGCGGCAGAGAUUCUUGCGGCAAAUGCUUGACGGUGACAAAUACUGCAACUGGAGCUCAGGCAACAGUGAGAAUAGUGGAUCAAUGUGCCAAUGGUGGUCUGGAUUUGGAUGUGAAUGUCUUCAAUAAAAUUGAUACAAAUGGACAGGGUUACCAGAAUGGCCAUCUUACAGUCAACUAUAACUUUGUUAGUUGUUAAUUAAUCACUCUUUGUGAUCAAAAGAUGUACUAGCUAGGUACUUCCUAAUAAUACCAUAAAUAAAACAUGCGGUGCUACUUAUAUAGACACUGCUUUGGAUGAA